Messenger RNA from Nannospalax galili (Upper Galilee mountains blind mole rat), 1238 nucleotides. It is a transcript of the gene Hsd17b2, whose product is annotated as hydroxysteroid 17-beta dehydrogenase 2. NCBI's taxonomy places the organism in Eukaryota, Metazoa, Chordata, Mammalia, Rodentia, Spalacidae. Gene Ontology annotation, molecular function: oxidoreductase activity. The transcript has 5 exons. The record is from RefSeq and is a predicted model, not a curated record. Bases 1 to 1146 code for a protein of 381 amino acids.
AUGAGUCCGUUUUGCUGUGAGUCAGCAUGGCUCUGCCUGGCGGCCACCACCGCAGUGCUGGGGGGCAUCAUUCUGAGCAGAUCUAAGAGCCCACGGCAGCUGGGGAGCCGGGUGGUGUGCUUCGCUGGGCUCUGGGGAGGUGCUUGCCUGCUCAGCCUGUCCCUCUGCUACAGCUUACUCCUCUUCUCCUUGUCCUGCUUUCUCAUGUAUAUGUAUUCAUCUGACCAAGAGCUGUUACCUGUGGAUCAAAAGGCAGUGCUGGUGACAGGUACUGAUUCCGGUUUUGGCCACGGUUUGGCCAAACAGUUGGACAAGCUGGGCUUCACGGUGUUUGCCGGAGUUCUGGAUGAAAGGGGACCAGGGGCAGAGGAAUUGAGAAAAACCUGCUCCAAGCGCCUCUUGGUGCUUCAGAUGGACAUCACCAAGCUGGAACAGAUAAAAGAUGCUCACAGCAAAGUCCUAGAGAAGACACAGGACACAGGACUGUGGGCUCUGGUCAACAAUGCUGGCGUCUUCCAUUUGCCGAUAGACGGGGAGCUCAUUCCUAUGAGCAGCUACCGGAAGUGCAUGGCCGUGAACUUCUUCGGAGCGGUGGAGGUUACAAAGGUCUUCCUGCCUCUGCUCAGAAAAUCCAAGGGGAGACUGGUCAAUGUCAGCAGCAUGGGAGCUGAGGUCCCAAUACAAAUGAUGGCAGCCUACAGUUCUACCAAGGCAGCUCUGACCAUGUUUUCAUCCAUCUUGAGACAAGAGCUCUUCAAAUGGGGAGUCAAAGUUGCCAUCAUCGAACCCGGAGGCUUCAGUACAAACUUCCCAGGCACACCUGACCUUUGGGAAAAGAUGGAGAAGGAUGUCCUGGACCACCUCCCCAAAGAGGUUCAGGAAGACUAUGGCCAGGACUACAUCCAGCUGCAGAAGGACACCCUUAAGAUCAUGAAGACCAGGUCCAGCCCGGACAUUACCCCGGUGCUCCGGGAUAUCCAACAUGCCAUUUCUUCGAAGAACCCCUUCCCCAUUUAUACCCCAGGGAGGCUGACUUACCUGUGGAUCUUCAUUGCCUCCUGUUCCCCAAUCAGCUUAUUGGACUAUAUUUCACAAAAGAUUUUCAAGCCAAAACACCUGCCAAGAUCUCUAAGCACGCCAUAUUAGAAGAGCAAGGCCUUAUAGGCAAUGGGGUGGGAGAUGUCACCUUCUUAGAAUGAAAGGGAAACUUCCUAUUAAACUCAUUUCCUAUUUUGAAA